Oryza brachyantha (malo sina) is the source of this 1521-nucleotide messenger RNA. RefSeq lists its product as uncharacterized. Gene Ontology annotation, molecular function: protein binding. The record is from RefSeq and is a predicted model, not a curated record. Lineage: Eukaryota; Viridiplantae; Streptophyta; Magnoliopsida; Poales; Poaceae. The transcript is spliced from 4 exons. Bases 1 to 1314 code for a protein of 437 amino acids.
AUGGAUAGCCGGAACAUCAGCGGCGUCCUCGCCUUCCUUCCGCCACCGCCGGCCUCCAGCAAGACCAGCCCCCGCCCCGACGGCGCCGCGGUCUUCUCCUCGGGCGCGCGCGACCGCAUCAGCCAGCUCCCGCGCGAGCUCCUCCAGGAUAUCGUGUCGCGCCUGCCCGCCGCCGACGGCGCCCGCACCACGGCGCUCUCCCGUCCCUGGGCCCGGAUCUGGGCCUCCGUGCCCCUCGUCCUCGACGACGCGCUGUUCGUCCCCGCCCCCGCCGGCGCCGAGGGCUUCAGAUCCCACGCCGUGGUGGUGAACAAGGUGUCCCGCGCCAUCAACUCCCACCCGGGCCCCUUCCGCUCCGUCCGGCUCACCAGCACCGACUUCAACAACCACGACUGCCUCAGCCUGCGGGAGCUCGUCGUGUGCGAGGGCUACUUCCAGGCGGACGACCUGGGCAGGCUGCUCGUCGGCUCCCCUAAGCUGGAGCUGCUCUCGCUGAUCAACGCACAGGGCAUGCCCAGCUCCAUGGACAUCGUGAGCCCCACCAUGAAAAGCUUGGUUCUUUGUGUGUUCCACACACAGGAGCUCAACUUGCUCGACGCGCCAUCCCUUGAGCGUGUGAUCAUCUGGAGGCCUAGCAUACUCGUCUUUGCUAACAUCUCUUUGAUCAAGAUCACCGGCGCGCCCGGCCUUCGCGCAAUUGGGUACCUCGACACCAACGCCCAUGCGAUCCAGAUUGGAGGAACUAUCAUAAAGGCUGGGACGAAGGUGAUUAGCCCGCUUCUGACGAUCCCUAGUGUUGAGACGCUGGCUAUAAAAGUAAGGUUUGGAUCAAAAGGGGAGGAGAAUACGCUUCUGUCCUUUCUCAAGCUAUUUCCAAAUAUCAAGACUCUAUACGUGAUGGCUGCUGCUCAUCCUUCCCCAUCAUCUUCUACAUCACCUGAUGAGCAUGAUGUAGAUUUCUGGAUGAAGAACCUGAGAUCCAUUUUAUGUGUCUGUUCUCAACUAACGAAGUUCACAUUCUACAACCUACAUGGUGUGGUUCUCAGUGAUCUUGCAUUCAUUAAAGCCAUCAUGGGAUCAGCUAGAUUACUUAAGGAGAUGCGUCUUUUCAUGUCCGAUGAAAUCUUCUUUCAUGGGACAUUUGAUACAAAUGAAGAGAAAGAGACUGCUCUAAGGAACUAUUUAUCUGAGUCUGAGAUCGGCUGGGCCAGUGAUACAGCGAAGCUGGAUGUAUUUCCAUACGAUGGUGCGAAAUUGAAAUACAAGACAGUAUCUGAUCCAACCCGCGACGACCCUUUUGAUUACAUGAGUUAGAUGUGUCUUCCUUCUUCUGUGAGACUAUGGAUUUUGCUAAUGCAUGGUUGUGCAUUACUCUGUUGGAGUUAUUCUUAUCUCCAUGUAAUAAGAGGGUUAAUUUUAGAAGUAUUCAUCGUAGAAGCUGAAGUUAAUUUCAUUUAGCUUGAUCUUCAAACGUUUGAAGCUCACUGUUUAUAUAUGCAAACUCUUACAUUUUAAUUUGGU